This is a messenger RNA of Eufriesea mexicana, 3525 nucleotides long. RefSeq lists its product as uncharacterized. Lineage: Eukaryota; Metazoa; Arthropoda; Insecta; Hymenoptera; Apidae. The transcript has 13 exons. Bases 1 to 3525 code for a protein of 1174 amino acids. The record is from RefSeq and is a predicted model, not a curated record. Gene Ontology annotation, biological process: mitotic sister chromatid separation; attachment of spindle microtubules to kinetochore; intercellular bridge organization. Gene Ontology annotation, cellular component: kinetochore; intercellular bridge; midbody. Gene Ontology annotation, molecular function: ATP binding; protein kinase activity.
AUGAUACAUAUAUUCGACUGGUGGAGCAUCGAAGACUGUAAACCGGGGCGAAGAAGCAAAAGUACGGAAGGAUACGGAAGAUUCGGCAAGGAUAUUGGUAGUGGGGACGAUCGGCGGGCAACGGUGCUAGGACUCGGAGGGAACGGCGAACGGCCGGUCAGUCGUGUUGUCAGAAGUGUCAGAAGGAAGUGUCGCGGCGGCACGAGCGCUCGCGAAGCAGUCAGUCGCGAAACGGAAGCGAAUUGGUUCGAUUCGCGCGCGCCGCGCAGUAAUCUCACGCUUACAGUGCUGGUUGGCCUCGCGGUCUUCACCUGUCAGUUCGUCCAGCCUUAUCUGAGAACGGUCGGCCGAUGCGCCACGUGCGCGAUGGGCAUGAUGGGAAUGUUCAAGUGGCUUAGAAAAGAUACCAUACAAAGAGAACGAAAUGGGUGGAAUUUAGCACAAAAGCAGUGUGGCCUGAAUAAUGAGUCUUAUCGUAAUGCUCUUCAAGCUUUCAUAGAUCGAAGACGAGCCUCUGACGACGUGGAGAUUGAAACACCAAGUAGUCCUGAUAAGAAAAGAGCAGAUAUUUUGGCAAAAAAUAACAAUAACAAGUGUGACAACGAAAAAAAAUCACGCGAAUCAAAAUCAAUCGUAGCAGGUGUACCUCAUAUACCAGCUCCUGAAAUUUUUGAAAUCGGUUGGAUAGCAGGCACGGAAGAUCGAUAUCUCGAAUUAAUUUUUGCCGAGUGGCAAAAUACCCGAGUUUCACUGAGGAGGCACUCACAUCCAGAAUGCAAAGAGGCUAUAAAAGCAGAUUUAGAUGUACUUUCGGAAAUUCGACACCCUAAUGUGUUACUAUUAAUGGCCAGCACACUUACAGACGAGCAUGGUCUAGUCUCUAUUUUCGAAUCCGUUGAUUGCACCCUUUAUCAUUACAUACACGAUCAGGGUGAACGAAUAUCCAUACAAGGUAUCGCGAAAUGCGGAGGAAGACUGUCCGAUGCCUUAAGACAUUCUCACAUGCGCGGAUACGUGCACAGUGCCAUCAGUUCGCAUUGCGUCUAUUUGGCUUCUAAUGGUAUCGUGAAACUAGGUGGAUGGGAACUGGCCAUGCAUAUCAACAGUCAAAAGCCGGAAAGAGAAUACGAGGAACGCUUACGAACCGAGGUCUUUCGCUGGCAGGCACCAGAACUUUUUCACAGAUACGAACCGCACAAAGAGAGCGAUGUGUACGGAUUGGCCUUAUUGAUUUGGGAAAUGUGCACGAUGCAUGUACCAUGGAGUGGCUAUACUAAGGCAGAUGUGGAAAGACAGUACGUACAUUGGAAACGUGGAGUUAUGAUGGAUUUAUAUGAUUUUCCACCGUUAUUGUACAAUUUAUUAGAAGCUGGACUACAAUUAGAUAUUAAUAAGAGGACACUGGAUAUGAAUAGAUUACGUAGAUUUCUUCAAAGAUUAGAGAUGCAAUACGAGAAUGAAGAGCCACUGUACAUCGACCAAUUCGUGAACAAUAAUUACGAGACCGGAAGAACAUACAUUUUGCCGAUGAAAUCGCCUAUGGGAAUAUCAAAAAAUAAGGGUUCUAAACUGACCAAAAGCGUUUCAGCCAAACAGUUAUCUUAUUCUACUAAAAAUUCAGAUUCUCCACCAAGACAAUAUUUAUAUCCGAAAAAGUUAAUGUCCAAACAAAACCCAAACCAAAAAACAACAGCUCACGUCGAAGAAAUAAAUUUCUUUGCUGACAACGUUAAAGGCAAUGUCAGAAAUGAUAUACAGAAGAGCAUAAACAUUCUUAGCGAUAUAGAAAGUAGCUAUAAGAGAAUUAACUAUCCGACUUAUGAGAUAGAAGUAUCGGAUAUCGUUCAAAAUGAAGAAUCUAAUACAGAGGAGAUUGUGCAACCAUGGAACAACACCUAUAGAAGAGUUAAAGCACCUCAGGAAGUAGCGGACUCUAGGACAGUAUCGGUAUAUUCAUCGCCAUUACUCGAAUCCACAGACGAUGAAUCUUUUAAAGACGCAAGAACCAAUUUAAAACAACUAAAAAAAGUAUUGGCGAAUAGAAGGGAACACUUCUUCUAUGGCAGUGAUUCGUCACAUGCGUCUACAGAUUUAAGUCCAAUGAAUAAAAAUAAAAUACUCACUGAAGCAAAAAGCAAGGAUUAUGAGCCACAUAAACCAGCUAGUCACAAAACUAGCUUAGAACCAAAGUACAGUAAAUCUCCCAAUCAAUAUGAUCCAAGUUACUUAAAAUCAACGAUUCCACGAUAUCGUAAGAUUCCUUAUUUACAUACGCCUGAAAGUAUAAAGAACGCAAUAAUGCAACCACAAAUAUUAAAUUCCGAUCCUCAAAGUUUUUUCGAAACUUCUUUGUGGAGAAAGGAAAAGUUAAUUUGCUUGUCCAAAAUGAGAAAAAUGUGUGUCGAUGAAGCUUCGCACUAUCUUCCGCAACAAACUGAUAAUAGCGACACUGUCUUCACUGAAACUGCGACCGAAAAUAACACGACAGAAUCGGUUUCUAUGAAUAAUAAUAAUACCUACGUCAUAAAGGAAAAAUCAGAAGCUACUGAAAUAGAAACCAGUCAGGAAGAUUCUACACAAGUGACCGAAAAUACGAACGAUUCAGUGACGCCCGUAAGUCCACAUAGCGAACCUCUACAAGUUUUAAAAGAUGCUUUGGACCGGGCUACAGAAAUUGUACGCUCCAUUACUCCAAAUACUAACGAAUCGUGUCCAUCUCCUUCAUUCAAAUCCUACCAGGACUUUGAAGUAACGGUAGACAAUAAUCAAGCAAACAAAUUUAUUUUCGAAGAUUUGUAUGAUUUACAAAUUAACGACAAUGAAGAAAUUAAAAGCAUCGAACGAUCAACAGCUAAAAACAAAACAUUUUUGUUCGACAAUUCUAAUGUAAAUAGCACGAUAACCAGCAAUGAAACACAAAAUGAAUCUAAUAACAAUAUCGUUAUCAGCAUAGCCAGUGUUGAAAAAUGCAGCCAUUCCUUCGACCCAACGUGUAAUAGAAAUUUUGUAUGCGAAUCAAUUGCUGAGGUAUCGAGUGAAUUUAACAAUUUAUCCAACGAUACAAUGUCAGAUAGAAAAGAAAUUGAACCUUUGAACGAUAAAAUAAUCAGUAUUGAAGAAAAUGCCAAAGUUUUAGAAACUGUACAAAACCAUGGAACAUUAAUUGAUCAGAGUAAUCUUGAAAUUCAAACUAAAAUUCACGGAAAGAAUGAACAGAAAUCUGCCACUAAAAAUUUUGAUUUAAUGUUUAUGAACGAUGCUACAAAGAAUAAAAAUUGUAAAACAUGUUAUCAAAGUGCUUUACCACGACGACGUUCUUUACCGGCAGCAUUAAGCCAAUUGAGAUCAGUUAAUAACUCAGCUUUAGGGAAAUUACCUAUACGCAGAGGGGAUAUCCCUGACAACACUGUUGAAGAUUUAUAUAUAGACGACGAAUUCGGUGAUAAUUUAAAUAUCAAUAUGGUUUUGCUAGAUGAAGAUUUAUCAGUUGACGAGGAUUUCUUAUCCAAAAUAUCAGAUCUAUAG